AUGUCAGGGGAAACGCUGGAAAACGAGGCCGAUUACGGCCGUCUACCAUUCGACCACUUCAUUUCGGAACGUUGGGAUCACAAUGCCCCGGGAGACAGUCAGGGACAGUGGGAGCGACUCGUUUGGGAAUGGCAGAAGCUGACGCUAAUCGAACGCUGGCCGUAUCAGCGCCGUGCCGAAUCCGAGUCCUCUCCGGCUGAAAUCAGCGAGGAGAUCAGGCGCGUGCUGGACACGCACCAGACAGCGCACGAGCGCAAUGUCAGCCUGGUCAGCAGCACGGGUUUGCAGACCGUCUGGCUGCGGACAUGCUACGACCCGGAUCUCGCGAGCAAAUACGAAGAGCUCAGACGAAACUCGGUCGUGCUCGGAUGGUGGGCCGGGUGGAACAAGAUCCUAGAUGACCCCACCCGCUACGAUUUCGACGACGGCAGCGAGGACUCAUGGCGUCGGGUGUUAGUCCGUGUUCCUGGCAUCACGGAUUUUGGUGGCAUUAUUGACCAGAAUGGCGAUGGGAGUGAGCUGCAGUACAAGACUGGGCAGAACGAUGAGUACCUGGUGGUGCAGGCUGAGGAGGAGCGCGAGGAUUGGCGGGACCUGGCUGUAGCGGAGUUGAAAAUCCAGGCCGGUCUGUACCUGUUGGACCGAGAGGCCAUUGAGUCUGGAUUGAUUAAAAUCCUCUGGCUCGAUGAGCACGGGAAUAUCGCCUGGGAUAACCGGCUGGACCCCUUUACCUCCGACUUGGAGGGGCUUAUGGGAGCACUCAUGAACUCCACAACUUUGGUGGAGUUGACCAACUACGACGGCACCCGCGGGGCUAUGAUCAAGCGCUAG
Messenger RNA from Aspergillus viridinutans, 831 nucleotides. RefSeq lists its product as uncharacterized. The coding region runs from base 1 to 831 and encodes 276 amino acids. The record is from RefSeq and is a predicted model, not a curated record. The transcript has 3 exons. NCBI's taxonomy places the organism in Eukaryota, Fungi, Ascomycota, Eurotiomycetes, Eurotiales, Aspergillaceae.